AUGUCAAACGCGCUCAAGAACAGCCGCGACAACGACGCGACCGGUUCGCUCGACACCCAAGCUGUCCUCGAUGAUUACAUGAAAACCUACGGCACCGGAAAAACAAACAACAUCCGCCCGCCGUCAACAACCUCAAAUCAGUCGUCCUCCUCGAAACCAACCCCAGCGCAGCAUCCGACCAUGAGUAAAUCGAGAAGACAGAGGGAUGAGGACCUGUUUCCCCCCCUGACACAGUCGGAGGAGGACAGGAUCCGAAACUCUCGACCAGCCGAUCUGAUCGAAAACAAGCCGCUCGAUAUGGACGCGUACCGCGAGUGGAAGGCCCGGAAAGAAGCGGAACAGAAACGAAAACGCGAGGAAGCACAAAAGCCAAAGGUGUCAUGGUUCAAGCCGUCUGAACUCUUUUUCGUGGCCGCUCAGUGGGAGGCGGAGGAGAAGGAAAGGCAGGAGAAAAAGAAGGAACGGGAAAGGGAGAAACAGUUGCGAGCGGAAGAGGCGAAAAAGGCAGAGGAACAAAAACAGGUCGAAACGCAGCCUUCGGUCCAUUCCAACGAUACAACACAGUCAAAUGGCGGGAGAGUCUACGAGAGAUAUGUUGCUGCAGCUUCACAGGCAAAUACGAGAGAUACUCUUCGAAGCUCACCAAAACUUGAUGCAAGCAGUCCUGCUUUGGAACCAGCCUCAAUUCUAACAACCGUUCCCGACCCGCGAGCAUCACGACUUCUCGACACCCCCGCCACUGACAAGACUACAUCCACGACCCAAGAUGGGUCAGGUCGCGUUGACUUUGGCAGCAUUGCGCGCAUGCGCAACAUGCACUCGCAAAAACAACAGGCCUCGCCUGCCCAACAGGUUCCCGAGACUCCAAUCUCAGAUAAUAAUCCGUUCCGCCAAGGCAAAUCGCAGCUGUUGGGUCCCUCGCAGCUAUUCGGAGCUACACAGUUUUCUUCUGCCGCGAAAGCACUCGCUAGUCCGACCUCUUCACGCCCUUCCCCGUCCGAUUUCAUGCAGCACACAGUAUCACCGAACUUAGCUGUCUCGUCACCACUGCGGGCCCGGGGUCUGCGCUCAUCCCCGACGCAAAAUGUACCAUCAAGCCCAGCUGCCUUGCCAAAUGCGCCUCCACCGAGGGCAACACAACGAAGGAUCGUGAGUCCUGGCCCCGGUGCCUUGGAAGACGACAUGGUGAUCCCGGAAUCGCCGCAAACAAAGCUACCCAAGAAGGAGAAGAAGGUUGCACAAGGUCCCUUUGCCAGUUAUGAGCCGGUGGACAAAUCUCAGGAGCGAUGGUCAAGUUCGGUAACGGGAUCAGAUCCUCCAGGCCCUCAGAACGAUGAAGACACAAAGACAUCCAUUUUCAGGCGUGGAAAGGCAAAGUUGAGAAAAAAGGCUGCGUUGGAACAACUUACUGAGAUACGGCUUCCGCGGGUGGCCAAGUCGGAUGAUAUUGAGAUCCCGUCAUCUAACAAGAACAGGCGUGGCAAAGCAAAACCGGCAACGCAAGAGCCGGGGCAUGGGGAUGAGGAACCAACAAUACCAAAUACGGGAGAAGAAUCUCGGGGGCAAGGGGUUAAGCCUGCUGCGGUGCAUGCAGUCGAUGAUAAGUCUACGCAGUCUGGGCCACAUGAGGAUCCAGCACCGAAGCCAGACGCCGUCUUCAAGGUCCCACGGCCAAGCCAGCGUCCAGCACCGAGGCCUCAUUCGUCAGUUCACGAGAUAUCGGGAGCUGAUACGUCCGGUGCAGGCGCGGUCCCUACACCGGGUCCAGCCGAUAACACGAUUGAGGAGGAACCGGUGCUGGAACCUCCUUCGUCCUCUCGACUCCCCGCCUUACCAGCACCCUCCGAUACAAUUCCUUCUUCGUCGCCACCAGUGUUCGAAAGAAGAACUAGGAAGAAGCGGGUAUCGACCUCUGCAGAUCAGGCAGCAAGAAUACCGACAUCGAGCACAAUGAGGACAGCCACGGCCAGACUGACAUCGUCUGCCGUCGAUGCCGCUGUUCAGACAACCUCGGAUCUAUCGAAGCUCUCCUCCACCCCCGUCAUGCCAUCCAGUGCGGUGGCGGCAAGGGAACCCUCGGCCAGUUUCACCAGGCCCGGUCUUAGUAGUUCAUCUCCGGCGCCCAUGAAUGGCCGCCGUCGUGACGCUGCUCCACGGCUGCCCACACUCCCAAAGACCAGUUCAACGGAGAGCCUGCGCCAAUCGGCACGAACCCAGAGGCGACCCUCCAGUUCUGCCGAUGAGCUUUCAGCCUCUGGAGCCACGAUACCCACGUUCGAUCAGAGCGUUCGUAUGUCUCGAAGUUCCUUGCUCAAACCCAACAGGAUAUCAUCCAUGACUGCUCCCGCUCAACGUGGGACGAAGAUCUUCGAUGGCAUGGCAUUUGCGAUAUCGUUCCAGUCGAAGCGACCGGGCGAGAAUCCGGAGCAGCACAAUGCACGCAUGGAAACAGCGGCCAACAUUGAAAAACGCAUCAAGCAAGCAGGUGGUCGGAUACUCGACAACGGAUUCGACGAGUUGUUUGAGCCCAUUCUCGUCCAACCUGCCGCCUCCUCGUCCAAAGACAAGACUCACAAUCCGUCACCGUCGGACGAACCACCCAAGCUACUCCUCAACAACAUCGGCCGAGACACCGGCUUCACGGCCCUUAUAGCCGACGGCCACUCCCGCAAAGUCAAAUACAUGCAAGCCCUCGCGCUCGGACUUCCCAUCCUCGCAUCUCGCUGGGUCAUCACUUGUCUCUCUUCCAACUCGAUAAUCGACUGGUCGCCCUACCUUCUUGCCGCUGGACAGUCCGCCUUCUUAGGAGACGCCAUUCUCUCACGUAACUUGCAGCCCUACGAUGCCAGCACUGCAAAGCUCGUGGAGACGGUAGCGAGAAGGGGAUGCUGGUUGGGCGGCAGCAGGAUUCUUCUCGUCGUGAGCACGGGCGGAGACAAAAAGGGGAGAAGGACGCAGAAGGAGAAGGAUAGGGAGAAGGCAGAGGAAGGGAGGAAGAUGGCUUAUGUUUUCCUUGCUAGAGUCUUGGGAGCGGAGUUGCGGAGGGUGGGAAAUGUGGAUGAAGCAAAGAAAGAGCUGGAGAGGGCGGAGAAAGAAGCUGAAGACGGCAAGGGGAAACCCUAUGAUUGGGUUUAUGUGGAUGGGAAGACCGAUGGGGCGGAACUGUUCACGGGUCCUGCUGCUAUGGUAGGGGAGAGCGAUGCCGGCAAUGCCAGUGCUAGUGCGAGUGGUGCCGGAAAGGACAAGAAGGGCAAGAAGAGAAAGAGGCAGAGCGUUGGAUACGUCUACGAGCCAACCGUGGCGGAGAAACAGCCGCCAUUGAAAAAGAUCAGGACACUCAGUGAUGAGCUGGUCAUUCAGAGUCUGAUUCUGGGGAGGAUGAUUGAUGAGGAGGAGUUUAGGAGUAUCUGA
Sordaria macrospora k-hell is the source of this 3411-nucleotide messenger RNA. RefSeq lists its product as uncharacterized. Gene Ontology annotation, biological process: DNA damage checkpoint signaling; positive regulation of transcription by RNA polymerase II. Gene Ontology annotation, molecular function: histone binding. Gene Ontology annotation, cellular component: nucleus. NCBI's taxonomy places the organism in Eukaryota, Fungi, Ascomycota, Sordariomycetes, Sordariales, Sordariaceae. The record is from RefSeq and is a predicted model, not a curated record.